UUUACUCUGCCACAAUACUGUAAAAAUGUUUUUCUGAAAAUCAAUCCAUGCAAGAUUAAUCAAGGAAGGAAAUAGAAAUCUUUCCUUUCUAAAGACCUUUAUCAUGUUGAGAAUACAGUCGGCCCUCCUUAUCCGAGGGUUCUGCAUGCGCGGAUUCAACCAACCGUGGAUUGGGAAAACCUGAAAGUUGAGCACAUCAUGUCUCGUUUGAUCGCUACUUGUGGUGUGAGCGAGAGGAAGGAGCUUAAAGCUAGUCAGGGAUGGCUGGCUAGCUAUGUAAAGUACUACAGCCUCAAGGUCAUGGGAUCACAGGAGAAUCGGGAUCGGCUGAUGCCGAGGCGGCAUCAGUGUUCCCAGAAGAGCUACGAUGGUUGCGUCUGUACUGAACAUGUACAGACUUUUUUUCUUGCCAUUAUUCCCUAAACAAUACAGUAUACCAACUAUUUACAUAGCAUUUACAUUGUAUUGGGUAUUAUAAGUAAUCUAGAGAUGAUUUAAAGUAUACAGGAGGAUGUUCGUAGGUUAUAUGCAAAUACUACGCCAUUUUAUACAAGGGAUCCGAGCAUCCACGUUUUUUUGUAUCCGCGGGGGGUCCCGGAAUCAAUCCCCUGUGGAUAAGGAGGGCGGGCUGUAUUACUAGGUUGGGAAUUGAUUUUGUCUGAUCAAAGCAAUUGCUUUCUUUUAGUCUGGGGUCUAAGCCAAAUAUUUUCCUCAAUUUAUCCCUCUUCCCCCCCCCCCCCAAAGUAUUUUUAUUGGACCAUAAUUUUGUCCAUUUAAAAUCAAAUCUACUUGUUUAAAAUUAAUUUGUUGUCAGUAUUGUCCAUUAUUUGUGUUAAAUGACUCCUCAUUGGUCUUUGAUUCUGAUUGACUACUAAAGUGUUUACUUGUCAAAAACCCAGCAUAUUCAUGAAUGCCUAUAGAGAAGGGCCCCUCCUGUCCAUCACAAGUUCUGAAGGACCUGAACAAAUUUGCUUGGUUUAGGUUUGACUCCUUAAUGUCUGCUUUCUCAUUGCUGUAUCCUGAACUUUUUCGAUUAUUUUGUAAAUGGUUUGAAGUAUACCAAUAACAUAGACAGAAAAAAAGAGGAGGUCCUGAAGGAAGAUUACUGGGAGCUAGGAAGAAAAUUGAAAAGCCGGACCUCCAGAGUAAUAAUCUCAGGAUUACUGCCUGAGCCAUGCGCUAAUGAAGGUAAGAAUAGCAGAAUUAAGCAGAUGAAUGUGUGGCUAAGUAACUGGUGCAGGGGGCAGGGCUUCAAAUUCUUGGAUCAUUGGGACCUAUUUUGGGGGAGUUAUGACCUAUACAAAAAUGAUGGGUUACACCUGAACUCAAAGGGUACUAAUAUCCUGGUGGGAUUGUUUAAUAUAGCUGUUAGGGAGGUUUUAAACUAAGUUGACAGGGGGAAGGAAACCAGGGUGUGAGGGUCGAGGAAGAGGAAGAUAGAAAUAAGUCAAAGAUACUGUACAGCAAAGAUGGCAAGAAGGACAGGCAGGUGAAUAGACAGGAUAAUUUCCUGGGCGAUAGAAAUAUAGCAAAAUCAGUAACAGAUACCGAUCUAAAUGUACUUUACUGAAAUUCACACAGCAUCAGAAAUAAAGUGGAUGACCUUGUUGUACAGCUACACAUUAAAAGAUAUGACAUUGUGGCCAUCACUGAGUCAUGGGUAAAUGAUGGAAGUGAUUGGGAGCUGAAUGUUCAAAGAUACACAGUGUAUAGGAAAGAUAGGAAGGUAGGUAAAGGGAGUGGCCUGGCCCUGAUCGUAAGCAACAUUAUCAAAUCACUAGAAAGAAGGGACAUAGGAUCAGAAGACGUAGAAUCCCUAUGGGUCGAGUUAAGAAAUGGCAAGGGUAAAAAGACACUAAUAGCAGUUAUAUACAGACCUCCAAACGGCAGCCAGGAUGUGGACUACAAGUUACAGCUGGAAAUAGAAAAAGCAUGUCAGAAGGAAAAUGUCAAGAUAAUUAUGGGGGAUUUUAAUAUGAAAGUGGAUUGGGAAAUUCAGGAAGGUACUGGAUCUCGGGAGAGGGAGUUUGUAGAAUGCCUACGGGAUUGCUUUCUGGAGCAGCUUGUCCAUAAGCCCACCAGGGGAUUGGCUGUUUUGGACUGGGUGCUGUGUAAUGAGCCUGAGGUGAUUAGGGAGCUAGAGGUAAUGGAAACCCUUGGAAGUAGUGAUCAUAAUAUGAUUGAGUUCAGUUUCAAAUUUGAAAAGGAGAAGCUGGUAUUAGGUGUAUCGAUAUUUCAGUGGAACAAAGGAAAUUACAGUGGUAUGAGAGAGGAACUGGCCCAAGUUGAUUGGAAAAGAAAGCUAGAUGGAGGGACGGUAGAGUAGAAUUGGAUGAAAUUCCUACAAGAAAUAAGGAAAGUGCAGGAAAAAUAUAUUCCAAGAAAAAAGGAAAUCAUGAAUGGAAAAAUGGCACAAAUGUAGCUAACUAGACAGGUUAAGGCUAAAAUAAAAGCAAAAGAGAAGGCACACAAGGAAGCAAAAGAGAAGGCAUACAAGGAAGCAAAAAUUAGUGGGAAAACUGGAUAACUUUUAAAAACUUGCAGAAGGAAACUAAAGUCAUUAGGAAAGAAAAAAUGAAUUAUGAAAGGAAGUUGGCAAUUAACAUAAAAAAGGAUACUAAGAUUUUUUAAAUAUAUGAAGAGUAAAAGAGAGACACGGGUAGAUAUAGGACUGAUUGAAAAUGAUGCUGGAGAAUUACAAUGGGUAACAAAGAUAUGGCAGAGGAAUUAAAUGAUUAUUUUGCAUCAGUUUUCACAGUGGAAGACAUUAGCAACAUACCUGAUAGCCAGAGGUCUCAGGGAAUAGAAUUAGGUACAGUCAAGAUUAUUAGAGAGAAAGUGCUUGGGAAGCUGAAUGGACUAAGGAUAGAUGUCUCCUGGACCGGAUGAGGUGCACCCACAGGUUCUGAAGGAGGUGGCUUUGGAGAUUGUGGAGGCAUUGGAAAUGAUCUUCCAGGAAUCAAUAGACUCUGGCAUGGUUCCGGAGGACUGGAAGGUUGCAAAUGUAGUUCCGCUGUUUAAGAAAGGAGGGAGGCAGCAAAAAGAAAAUUACAGACCUAUUAGUCUGACAUAGGUAGUUGGAAAACUAUUGGAGUCAAUCCUCAAGGACAAGGUUAUGAAAUACCUCGAGGUGCAUGACAAGAUGGGCCCAAGCCAGCAUGGUUUCAUGAAGAGAUGAUCCUGCCUCACCAACCUAUUGGAAUUUUUUGAGGUAAUCUCAAAUAAGAUUGACAAGGGAGAGGCUGUGGAUGUUGUGUAUUUGGAUUUUGAAAAGGCCUUUAAUAAGGUGCCGCAUAAGAGGCUGCUUAAUAAGAUGAGAGCCCAUGGAAUUACAGGAAGGAUAUUGGAAUGGGUGGAGCAUUGGCUGAUAUGCAGAAAGCAAAGGGUGGGAAUAAAGGGAUCCUAUUCUGGUUGGUUGCCGGUUACUAGUGGUGUUCCGCAGGGGUUGGUGUUGGGGCCGCUUCUUUUUACACCGUAUAUCGAUGAUUUAGAUUCUGGAUUAAAUGGUUUUGUGGCUAAGUUUGCGGAUGACACCAAGAUAGGUGGAGGAGCAGGAAGUGUUGAAGAAAUGGAAAGGUUGCAGAGAGACUUGGUCAGUUUAGGAGAGUGAGCAAAGAAAUGGCAGAUGAGAUACAAUGUUGAGGAAUGUAUGGUUGUACAUUUGGAAGAAGAAAUAAUCGGGCAGAUUAUUAUUUAGAUGAGGAGAAAAUUCAAAAAUCGGAAGUGCAAAGGGACUUGGGGGUCCUCAUGCAGGAUACCUUAAAGGUUAACCACCAGGUUGGAUUGGCAGUAAGGAAAGCAAAUGCUAUGUUGACAUUCAUUUCAAGAGGAAUAGUGUAUAAGACUAAGGAGGUGUUGAUGAGGCUCUAUGGGGCACUGGUGAGACCUCAUUUAGAAUACUGUAUGCAGUUUUGGGCCCCCAUCUUAGAAGGGAUGUACUGAUGUUGGAGAGAGUUCAGAGAAUAUUUAUGAGGAUGAUUCCCGGAAUGCAGGGGCUAACAUAUGAGGAGUGUUUGUCGGCUCUUGGACUGUAUUCAUUAAAGUAUAGAAGAAUGAGAGGGGAUCUCACAGAAACAUUUCGAAUGUUGAAAGGGUUGGACAGAGUAGAUGUGGAAAGGCUGUUUUUCCUUGAUGGGUAAGUCCCGGACAAGAGGCCACAGUCUUAGAAUUAGAGGGUACCCAUUUAAAACAGAUGAAGAGAAAUUAUUUUUUUUAGCUAGAGUGUCGUGGAUUUAUGGAAUUCAUUGCCACAUACAGCUGUGGAGGCCCGAUCAUUGAGGAUGUUUAAGGAGGAGAUUGAUAGGCGUCUAAUUAGUCAGGGUAUCGAGGGAUAUGGGGAAAAAGUUGGAAAUUGGAACUAGAUGGGAAAAUAGUUUAGCUCAUGGUGGAGUGGCGGAGCAGACUCGAUGGGCUGAAUGGUCUACUUCUGCUCCUUUGUCUUGUGAUCUUGUGGAUGCCAAAGGUUUAUUGUUUUAAUAGGUUUAAUGCAUCAUAUCUGACCAUAGUAAAUGAAGCAAAGCUCAGAAAGUUCAAAGUAAAAUUUAUUAUUAGCGUACAUACAUGUCACCACAUACAACCGUAAGAUUCUUUUUCCUGCGGGCAUUUUUAGCAAAUCCAUAGAACAGUAACUAAACAGGAUCAAUGAAAGAGCAAGAGUGUAGAAGACAAACUGAAAUGGAAGUAUAAAUACAUAGCAAUAAAUAACAAGAGCAUGAAAUAACAAGAUAGAGUCCUUAAAGUGAGAUUAUUGGUUGUGGGGCAACCGAUAGGUAAAUUGUACAAUCCCAAGACAAAGGGGGUUGUGUUCAUAUUGCACAAUUCUGUUUAUAUUACACGAAUAUCAAGUUACAACAGGAUCAUUUAGCUCGGGAGUCAUUCAAUAAAAAUGGACAGUGCACUUUUUGCCUGGAUUAAAUUGAAAUUCCCACCCUGCAGUUCUGUCAACUUUGAGCAAAAAUUCAACCACAGUAUCAAAACGAUCAAGGAAACUUUUUAAGCAGCAGCAUUUUGAUUGCAAACGCACUUCAGUGUGAAGAAGCAAGUGUUCAAACUCUUCAUCGUUAUCUUGGGAUAACUGGCAGAAUAUUCUGCUAUUUAAUGGAUCAGCUUUAAUUGUGUUGAUAGCAUAUAUUACAAAAGGCAUGCUUGAAAGAAGUUGCUGGCUGAAGUUUUUGACCAUGAGAUGUUGACGGUGAAUUACACUAUGGAUUGCAAACAGAUUUGGAAUUUCUCUUUUCAUAAAUGCUACUAAACCAGCAUGGUGACCUGUUGUAUAUCGUGCUCCAUCUGUUGCACAAGCAAUCAUGUUCCUAAUCGGAAUACUUCUAUCUUCAGUAUACAUUUCGUGCUCCUCGUAGAUUGAUUUUCCAUUGAUAUUUAUUUUUAACUUUUUACAGAAGAGAAUGUCUUCAUAAACUUUUAUCAUUUUUGAUAAACCAUACAUGUGCCAUUAGCAAUGCCUUGUUGUUUUGCACAGUUGACUCAUCCAGUUGUAUCCCAAAUUCUGAUUUUUGUAGCUCUGUGUAUAGUUGAUGCUCAAAGUCGUCACUCAUUUCGUCAAUACAAUGUGCUACAGAGUUAUUACUCAGAGGAGUUGAUUUUUUUAAAAUAUUGGUGUCCAUUUUGAGAACAGUGGAGAGCACUUCUGAUACAGCAGGCAUUAUUAAUCUUUCACUAAUUGUAUGUGAUUUUCCACACUUUGCUAUCAUUGUGGAAAUGUUAUAAGAAGCAAUGAGACCACUAUCAAGGUCAUUUUUAGCUUUCUUGCCAAAUGACUUGAGUGUGCAACAUUUUUCAAAUACUUCUUUAAUCUUCUGGAACUGAGUAAUAACAUAAGUAGUCUUUUCAGGGUGUCUUUUACGGAAGUGUGCCUGCAAUUCUGAUGGUUUCAUGGCUUCAUUAGACAGUACAGUAUUACAAAUGAGAAACAUAGGGUGUCGCUGAUCAGACGGAAAAGGAAUAAAACCGUACUCCAGGCUUUUCGGCAAGUUAUCUUUGAUGAAAGGUGUACAACAAAGCCUCUGGAAUUGAGCUUGGAAGUUUUCAGAAACACUUGAAAGAAUGGGUAUGAGAAUUAAACUACACAGCGCUGACCACCCGAAUAAUCUUCUGAAGGAACUCAAUAAGUUUAGGCUCUCUGAAAUCAUGUGUGAUGUAAUCAUUGUGGUCGGCAACAGAACAUUUUCAGCACAUAAGUCAGUGUUGGCAUGUGCUGCUGGUUAUUUCCAGAACCUCUUUUUGAAUUCGGAAGUUAACUCUGUAAGAACGUAUGUUGUAGACUUUAUUACGCCAGCAAAUUUUGAAAAGGUCUUGAAUUUUAUCUACACAGCAGAGCUUUUCACAGAUCUCAUCAACGUUGGUGUAAUCUAUGAGAUGGCAGAGAAGCUGGGAAUGCAUGAUCUUCUGAAGGCCUGUUACUGUACAUUCCCUGACCUGGAGAAAACUGAUACCAGCAAAGUGACAGAACAGUCAACCGAAGAGUAUGCACUUCUCACUGGGACCUCAAAUGAACAAAAUCCCCCUGUGGGAAACUCAAGGACCACAGGGUCUCAGUUUUGUCAAAAUAGAGGUUAUAUCAUGCAGGUUGAAGUGGGAGAGGAUUUUAAAAAUGAAGAAAGAAACCUUGCCAAUGAAAAUGGUUCAGAUGUGCCAGUGAUGUACCAGCAGUCAACAAAAACUGAAGAUAACUUGACAAUGGAGUACAGCCAGUCCACAUCUACCGAAAAUGUUUCACUGGCCUCAAGUAAAGGUCCUUGUGAGCUGUAUGAGAUACAAAGUAAUGGAUAUUAUCAAACAAAUUUAUUGAGGGGAGGAGAAUCUAUCAAAGAGAGUGGUAGUUCCUCUGCUGAAAACAAUGUUGACCUCCAAGGUCAUGCAAUGAAGGAAAUGGAGUGUAUGCAGUUUGAAGGUAUUGAACCUGAUGACCUUAAUUUUGAUGUGCACCAGGAGAAUAGAGGUCCUUCUGAAGAAAUAAUAGAGCUCACAGAUGACAGUGAAGAUGACAGUCUUGUCUGUAUUAAGGACAGCAAUAGUGACGGAAAGAGCAUGCCAUGCCAGGUGUGUGGAAAGGAGUUACCGGCUAACAUAGGUUUGAUUCGACAACAUGGUAAACUCCACAUUGAUGCGAAGGAGGGGCUGUGCAAAGUGUGUGGGGCAAAAUUCACUGACAGAAGUUCUCGAAUCACCCAUGUUUUGUCUCAUGUUGGAAUCUUCCUCUUCUCGUGUGAUAUGUGUGAAAUGAAGUUUGUAACGCAGUGGCAAGUGGCUGGACACAGGAAAGCAAAACCAUAUGAUAGUAAUAUUAUUGUCCAGCCGAAUACCAUGCUGCCACCUGAACCCAAUUUUGGGAGCUCUCCAACAGAACUUUUCUGUGCAGUCUGUGGAAAGGCCAUGGCUAAAAACUACCUUGCUGUGAAAGAGCACAUCCUUUCUCACCUUGACAUGAAAAGUCUUUCUUGUUGUGUCUGUGAACAGCCAUCAAGAUCUAUUUGUAGCCUAAUGUGGCAUGUACUGUCCCAUAUGAGCAUAUGUAUUUUUUCCUGUUCUGUGUGUGGUAAUAGCUUUGUAGAUCGAACUGCCCUAGAGCAACACAUGGCCUCUCACCAGGGUAUGGAGUAUUUAUUUGAAUGUAAUUUUUGCAGCAGAAAGUUCCGAUUAGAAGCCUCUUACCAAAACCAUGUGAAGAUACACAAGAGGUACAGCUCAGACAGCACAAAGGGUCUUGCAACUCAACACCAAUGGCUCAAAAAAACCUUAACAACAUCACCCUCAGAUGAGUCUACCAGUAAUACACACGUACCUGCUCUAAAGCAAGAGACGCCUCUCACCCUUCCCUUAAACCAUGGCAAGAUCAUUUCCAAAGGGAACUGGUAUGAAUGUGAGUUUUGUAGGAAGAGGUUUUCCCAUUCUAGUGAGUUUCAGUAUCACCUACGAAUUCACUCAGGAGAGAAGCCCUAUGAAUGCAAGCUGUGCCACAAGUUCUUCAGAGGGCGAUCAACUGUAAAAAACCAUCUAAAGACUCAUUCUGGUGCCCUCAUGUAUUGCUGCACAGUUUGCCAGAGAUACUGUCCCACUUUGAAUCUCAUGAUUAAACAUGUGGAGAUGCACAAAGAUGGAGGUCUGCCUCCUGACUUCAAUAUUGCUCAGACUUUUAUGUACAUUGUGCAUUCCAAACAGUCAGUAAAAAUGAUGGACUAAUAUUUUAUUUGAAAAAGAACUAGGCUUAAUGAAAAACUGUAUUCAGGAUUAGUAUCAAAGAAAAUCUUGUUUAAUAAACACUAGAAUCUUCAGAAUUUAAAGGUUUUUCUUGAGAGGUGUUCAUUGCUAGAACUUUAUAAAAUUGUUUCAGUUGUCACUAACUUGCUGUGCUAAUGUAAGCGUGGAAUAAUUAGUUUACUACUUUUCUGUGUGUGAGGAGAGUGAUGGGGUUGUAAAAUGAUAGUAGAAUUAUUGUGUCUGGGCAAAAUAAAAUGUCCAAACUGUACUGUAAUUUGAGCAUCAAAAUCUACCCUGACACAGGACACUAGUUUCAAGUUCUCAGUGUCAAAACAUGAGCUUGCAUUGUACAGUUGAAUGUUGCUAUUACAGUCUCCUGAGAAUUGAGAGAAUUGUUGGAGCAGUGAGGGAAGGCCUUAAAUCUUACUGAGUUUUUCACUGUUUGCUAGCCAUUUAACUAGAUCCAAGGGAAAUUUUAUUUUAAUAUGACUCUGGAUCCUGUCGUUACAUUCUGCUUGGAUGUUGUCAAAAUUGAUUUUCUGCUACUGCUGGUAAAUGUGUUACUAUCAGAAAUUGCAUGCAGAAUUUCAAAACUGCAAUGAUUUCUAAUUUGAUUAAGCUCUCACCAUGGCAGAGAAGGUUUAAGUAAUGCAGACUCAUUACAGCGCUUACUAGCUGUGGUAGAAAUUCCAAUUAGCAGUAAAGUAUGUGCCACGGACUUCAGACUAAUCUUUCUGUAAUUUAUAGAAUCAUACAGCAAAUGGCCUAUUUGGCCCAACACAUCUGCACUGACCAGUGGGCAUCCUUUUGCAUUAAUCCCAUCGCUCAGAGCAAAGGACCAAAUGUUGUGCCUAAGUGGUUCAGCAAUUCGAGGCUUAUCUAAAAGCUUAUUAAUUGCUGUCAGUGAUCCAGCUUCAGUCUCUCUACCUUGACAUCUUCCCCUGUAUAUAUCUCCCUCUGGCAAUGUACUCCAGGUACUUCCCGCACUUUGGGUGAAAAAGAUGCCUCUUGUGUCUCCUGUGAAGUUCUCUCUGCCCCACCUCACACACACUAAACCACGUCCUCUGGCUUUACCUCUAAUAGGGCAGACUGCAGGAAACAUUUCCCCAUAUCAAUACCUCUUAUAAUAGGGUGGCACAGUAGUGUAACAGUUACUGUAAUACUAUUGCAGCACUAGUGACCUGGGUUCAAUUCCACUGGUGUCUACAAGGAGUUUGUACAUUCUCCCUUUGACCAGGUGAGUUUCCUCUGGGGGUGCUACAGUUUUCUCCCAAGACAUAGGGAUUGGUAGGUUAAUUUAUCACAUGGGUAUAACUGGGCAGCAUGCACUCGUUUGGCUGGAAGGGCCUGUUAUUGUGCUGUAUUUCUGAAUAAAAAUAAUUUUAUAAACCUCAGUAAUAUCCUUUCUUAACCCCAUCCGUUCCAGGGAGAGAAAAUAAUUCAUAUUAGUCAGACAGAACUUGUCCUUGCAGUGCCGUGUUAGCUAUCUGAUUUGUCCCUGCUCUCCAAGUGAUCCAAAUGUUAAAAGGCCUAAACAGAUUAGAUAUGGCAAAGUUAUUUCCUAUGGUAGGGGAGUCUUGGACAAGAGGGCACAACUUCAGGAUUGAAGAUCGUCCAAUUAGAACAGAUGUGGAGAAAUUGCUUUAGCCAGCGGGUGGUAAAUCUGUGGAAUUUGUUGGCAUGCACUGCUUUGGAGGCCAAGUCAUUGGGUGCAUUUAAGGCAGAGAUAGAUAAUGCAUCAAAGGGUAAGGGGUGAAGGCAAGGGGAAUGGGGAUGACUGGAAGAAUUGGAUCAGCCCAUGAUUGAAUGGCAGAGCAGACUCGAUGAGCUGAAUGGUUUACUUCUCCUAUAUCUUAUGGUCUUAUGAUGAUUAAUCCUCUCCCUCAGAAUUUUCCCCAGUAUCUUCUCUAUCAGUGAUGGUGGGUUCACAGAUCUAUUGUUAGGUUUUGCCCUGCUGCCUUUCCUGUAAAGGGGAGCCUUGUUUGUUGUCCUUGGCUGUACUUGCUGCCUCCCCAGCUUUUACCCUGAACACAUUAGUCCUAAAAUCUUGCUAUUUCUCCUUGGAUGCUUCUCACUGUACAGAUGUAGACUUGCCUGCAAGAAGAUGCUCCCAAUCUAUGUUACGUCCUCCUUUAUGGUAGUGAAAUUGGUCUUUCCCCAGAUUAAGACCUUUAUCACUGGUCUAUUGCUACUCUCUUCUAUAACCACUUUAAAAUGUAGUGUUUGGUCAUGAUCUCUAAAAUAAUCCUCCACUGAUGCUCACUCUACUUGACCAGCCAAAUUCCCCAAGAUAAGGUCCAGCAAUGCUUCUUCCCUGGCUAUUUCCAAAAGCUCUCCUGGACACACCAUGAAAAAUUUUAUCCUGAACCUUUUAAUCUAAGGCAAUCCCACUUAAUAUUUGGGUAAAUUGUAAUCCUCCGGUACAAUAAAUUUUUUACGGCAUCUCUCUGAUAUCUGCUGACACAUCUGUUCCUCUAUCUCCUGUUGACUCUAGGGAAGUCAGUAAUCAAGAUGCUGACACCCUAUUUAUUCCUGGUCUCUACCCAUUUGGCCUUGUUUGGGGAACUUUUUAUAAUAUCUCCCUCAAUGUUGCACUAAUGCAAUCUUCGACUAACAGUGCAAUACCUCCUCUCCUCUUUCUUGCCUCAAUCAGUUGACCUUUCCCCAAAUUAAACCCUUUAUCACUGGUACAGAGUUGCCAGACCUGCCCAUCCUUCAACUAUGUCUCAGUGAUGGCAACAAUAUUGUAGACCCUCUUGUUAAUUAAAGCUCUGUAUCAUAUUUAAGACUGAUUAGGCUGGAUAUGUGGAGAAUGUAGCCAGAAGUGUUAUUUCUUCAGAAUCAGAUUUAAUAUCGCUGGCAUAUGUUGUGAAAUUUGUUAACUUUACAGCAGGAGUACAAUGAAAUACAUGAUAAAUAUAGAGGGAAAAAAACUGAGUUACAUUAAGUAUACAUGUCUAUUAAAUAGUUAAGUUGCACUACUUAUUCUAAAAAACAAAGUGAAGUAAUGUUCAUAGGUUCAAUGUCCAUUUUGAAAUCAGAUGGUGGAGGGAAGAAGCUAAGCCUGAAUUGCUGAGUACCUUCAGGUUUCUGUACCCCCUUCCUGAUGGUAACAGGGUGAAAAUGGCAUGUCCUGGGGCAUGUAUUUAGGAAUACAACAUAGUUACAGGCCCUUCCAGCAUAACGAGCCUGUGCUGUCCCCAAUUACACCCAUGUGACCAAUUAACCUAUAAAUCCAUUGGGAGGAAACCCACACAGUCACAGGAAAAACAUACAAACUCCUCACAGACAGCAGCGGAAUUGAAACUAGAUCAGCAACACUACAUUGGUGUUAUGCUAACUGCUAUGCUACUGUACUGCCCAAAUUGCUUUCGAGUACAUAACUAUUACAGUGGAGCAAAUAUAUCUUGUAAUGAUUCUUCAUUGAUAAUAGAAAUUGGUUUGAUUCUUGUCUGCCAUUUUUCUAAUAGAGGUGUGUGGAAUCCUUUGAGGUUGUGUUUGCAAGUUUGGAUUGAUCUCGAAGAGCAAUGGAUGCUUGUGAAGACAACUUCAGCACUAAACAAACAUCUGACGUCCACCAUCUGGAAGAACAAAUGCAGUAGGAACAUGGAGGGCAACUUGAAGAAGAGCUGUUCCUAAAUUGCAUACCAACCAGUCAUAUUUUAGCAUCAAAAUUCUGAAGCUCCAUACCCAACAGCUCCUUCUCCAGAUCUGCAGCAGUUCAUCACCACCUUGCAGGCAGUAUCAACAGGUAGCAAAUGCUGGUAGUGCCAGUGAUGCUUACAUCCCAUAAGUGAAUAAAAAGACUUUUGGUUCUAGAGAUCUGUUACUGAAUUGAUUGAAUAUAAUGCAAGUGAUUUAUAUUUUUGUUGAUACAAUGGAUUUGGUCACCGAAUUACAGGAAGGAUAUUAAUAAGGUUGAAAGAGUGCGGAGAGGGUUUACAAGGAUGUUGCUGGGACUUGAGAAACGGAGUUACAGAGAAAGGUUAGGACUUUAUUCCCUGGAGCAUAGAAGAAUGAGGGGAGAUUUGAUAGAGGUAUAUAAAAUUAUGAUGGGUAUAGAUAGAGUGAAUGCAAGCAGGCUUUUUCCACUGAGGCUAGGGGACAAAAAAACCAGAGGACAUGGGUUAAGGGUGAAGGGGGAAAAGUUUAAAGGGAACAUUAGGGGGAGCUUCUUCACACAGAGAGUGGUGGGAGUGUGGAAUGAGCUGCCAGAUGAAGUGGUAAAUGCGGGCUCACUUUUGACAUUUAAGAAAAACUUGGACAGGUACAUGGAUGAGAGGUGUAUGGAGGGAUAUGGUCUAGGUGCAGGUCAGUGGGACUAGGCAGAAAAAUGGUUCGGCAGGGCCAAGGGGCCUGUUUGUGCUGUAAUGUUCUAUGGUUCUAUGGAUUCACAAUUUGUGUGGUGAUCUGUUACACUGCAAUAUGAAGCAUUUUCAGUUCUUUUGUCAUAAAACUAUUUAUGAAACUAUUUCUGAAAUUAGAUAUCAAGCAGAUGACCAAAUCAAUUUACUAGAAUUCAUUUAACACCACAGAUUCCGCAGUUGCUGGAAAUUUUACUGAACUGGCUGGAGGAAAAAUAUAGUCAUUUUUAGGUUCAUGUUAGGCCUUCCCAUCUGGCAUCAAGUCUUGGUUUGACUAUCACCAGCAUUUAUUCUAACACACCCACAAAUGUAUUGGGUCAACUGAUGCGUGGCUGGCCAAAGGCAUUUUCAGAUUUAAGUUGAAUCUUCCAGGGAAUUACAUAGAACAUUACAGCAUAGCGCAUGCAUUACAUUUCCAGGGCUGUGCUGUAUUAACUACUGUUGGAUGCAAGAAGGAUAUUGUGAGGAGUCUGAAGUUUGCACUAGAAGUCUGUCACCAAUAUAAUCAAUAUUAAAGGGCAGAUGUGUAACCUGUUGUACCGCUAAAUUUGGUAAAAGUUCCCUUUGUGCAGUUAAUUUGGCAUUCUCUCUGGUCAGCCCGAUAGUGCAUCUAGUGGAGCUGUGAAGUCAGAGCCUCUGCUUUCUGUGUGAAGUUUGUACAUUCUCUCUGUCACUGGGUUUUCUCCAGAUGCUCUGUGUUGUGGAAAAGAAAUAUCUCAGGAGCAGCAGACAGGCCGACUCAAGAGAAUUGUUUCAGACUAAAGGGUAUUAUUACAUGAUAUCAUGGAGAGCUCAGGCACCUAAAGCAGAGUUCUGAGACUCUGCUCAACAAUGGAUGACACUCCUAUUUAUACCCCAGGUGUACGUGACAAGAAGCACUUAAAUCUUAAAAAGAAGGGAACUUCAACUACAACUCUUUAGAAUAAUGAAGUUGCACUAUAUGUUCUUGAGCGGUUAUACAUGUUCUAUAGUAUAUCAGGCUUUCCCAAGUGCAGAUGUGAUGAUUCUUAGAACAAGGAAGCAUAGACGUAGUUAUUUUCCCAUCCCAUCUACAAAGCACAUUUCAGUCACACAGUGUACAUUAGCCGCAGGUAAGUGAUUAGAGACUUUGAAUUCACAUACUAAAAGGAGGUCAUUAACCCCUUAAUGUUCGUCACAAUGUCUUACUGUUUUUCUUCCACACUCUGGCUUCCUCACUCCCAAAAAUGGACAGACUGUAAAUUGCUGUUGGUGUGUAUCUUUCAUCUUGCCACCUUUCACCUGUAUUAAUGUUGUUUAUUCUCAGGAUCAGAGACUUAAUCAAUUCUAGAUGGAAACAAGAGAAAUGAAGUCAGAGCACCGUAGAGCCAAUUAAAUACUUUUGAAGUGUAGCCACUGUUGUAAUACAGCCAAUCUGCGCGCACACCCAUAAACAGCAAUUAGAUACUGAUCAGUUAAUCUCUAUUUAGUGAUACUAGUUGAGAGAUAAAUACUUGCCAAGAUGUUAGGGAUAAUUCCCCUUCUGUUCUCCAAAGUGAUACCAUGGGAUCCUUUGAGACAUGUAUCUUCACUGUUACUGGAUCUAAAUCCAGAGCUCUACCAACAGCCCUCAAGAGUACCUCACCAGAAGGACUGCAUCAGCUCACCCCCACCUUCUCAGGGAAUUAGUAAUGCACACAGUGCUUCCACCUGUGCACCACUCUAGUGGAGUGCCAGCCUGGAUUCUUGUACAUAAUCUCUGGUAUUGAUCUCAAAAUUAGAACAACACAGUGAACUAUAUAGAUUUUUCUUAUUUCUGCCAUGCAUUGUUAUGUAGUAUUUGGUUUGUAAUAUUUACAUUUGGCAAAUUUAUGACAGAUCAAUAAUUUAGAAUUGUUAAGGCUACUGGGUCUAUUGACUGCAGUAUUUUGUCUGGUAGUCUUGGGGUUGAUUGCUUGUAUCUGAUCAAAAUGACUAUGGACAUAUUUAGAUGUCCUCUUGUGUUGUUUAGGCUAUCCAUGACUUCAGUUGUACACUACGGUGUUGACUCUGAUCCCUGAAGUGGCCUUACUAAUCACUCACUCGCUGGGGCUAAUUUGUGCUUUUUGGACAAUAUAGAUGUUGGGACAAGCUGGAAUGAGAAAGGAAAAUGCUGGAAAUAACUCCACAUCUGUGGAGAGAGAAACAGUACAUCUGUCUGAUGACCCUGAAUCAGAACCAGCUACUAUAAGACCAUAAGAAUAUAAGAUAUAGGAGCAGAAUUAAGCCACUUGGCCCAUCAACUCUGCUCCGCUAUUUCAUCAUGGCUGAUCCAUUUCUGUCUCAGCCCCAAUCUGCCUUCUCCUUGUACUCCUUUAUGCUCCGACUAAUCAAGAAUCUAUUAACCUCUGCCUUAAAUAUUCCCAAAUCCUUGGCCUCCACAGCCCCCUGUGGCAACAAAUUCCAAAGAUUCACUGCUCUCUGGUGAAAUAAAUUCCUCCUCAUCUCCGUUCUCAAUGGCCGUCCUUCUUCUGAGGUUGUGUCCUCUGGUCUUAGAAUUCCCCACCAUAGGAAAUGUAUUCUCCACAUCCACUCCUGUUUAGGCCUUUCAACAUUUGAUAGAUUUCAAUGAGAUACCCGCUCAUUCUUCUGAAUUCCAGUGAGUAUAGGCGCAGAGCCAUUGAAUGCUCCUCAUAUGAUAAGCCUUUCAAUCCAGGAAUAAUUUUGGUGAACCUCCUCUGAACCUUCUCCAAUGUCAGCACAUCCUUUCUUAGAGAUAAGGGGCUUAAAACUGCUCACAAUACUCCAAGUGAGGCCUCACUAGUGCCUUCUAAAACAACAGCAUUACAUUCCUGCUUUUAUAUUACAGUCGUCUCAAAAUGAAUGCUAACAUUAUAUUUUCCUUCCUCACCACCGACUCAACUUGCAAAUUAACCUUUAGGGAAUACUGCGGGAGGACUCCAAAGUCCCUUUGCACCUCAGAUUUUUGAAUUUUCUCUCCAUUUAGAAAAUGGUGCUUUGACCAAAGUGCAUGACCAUACACUUCUGUACACUGUAUUCAAUCUGCAACUUCUUAGCCCAUCCUAAUCUCUCAAGUCCUUCCCUACUUCCUCAAAUCUACCUGUUCCUCCACCUAUUUUCAUAUUUUCCAUAAACUUGGCCAUAAAGACAUCAAUUCCAUCAUCUAAAUUAUUCACAUGUAACAUUAAGAAGAAGCAGUCCCAACACAGACCCCUGGUCACUGGCAGCCAACCAGAAAAGACUUACUUUAUUCCUACUCUUUAUCUCAUGCCAAUCCAUCACUAGUAUCCAUACAUAUCUUUCCUGUAAUACCAUGGGCUCUUAACCUGUUAAGCAGCUUCAUGUGUGGCAGCUUGUCGAAGACCUGAAACUACACAGCAUCCACCGGUUCUCCUUAGUCUCUCUGGCUAGAUAUUUCUUCAAAGAAUUCCAACAGAUUUUUCAGGUAAGAUUUUCCCUAAGGAAACCAUGCUGGCUACAGCCUAUUUUAUCAUGUGCCUUGAAGUACCCUGAGACCUCAUCCUCAAUAAUCGACUCCAAUAUUUUCCCAACCACUGUGGUCAGACUAACUAGCCAAUAAUUUCCUUUCUUCUGCCUCUUUCCAUUCUUGAAGAGUAGAGUGACAUUUACAAUUGUUUGGUCCUUUGGUACCAUGCCAGAAUCCAUUGAUUCUUUAAUGCCUCCACAGUCCCUUCAGCAACUUUUUUAAGAACCCUCGGGUGUAGACCAUCUGGUUGAGGAGACUUGUCUAUCUUAGGACCUUUCAGUUUCCCCAUCACUUUUUCCCUAGUAAUGGCAAUUUCACUCACCUCUGUGCCCCUGACACUCUCAAAUUCCAGCAUAACUGCUAGUGCCUUCAACAGUGAAGACUGAUGCAAAAUACUUAUUUAGUUUGUCCGCCAUUUCCUUAUCUCCCAUUACUACCUUUCCAGCAUUAUUUUCCAGUUGACCAAUAUCUACUCUCAUCUCUCUGUCAGUAUUUUUUCAUUUUUCAAAACAAUACUUUAUAGUAUUUCUCAUGGUACUUUUAGGGGUGAGAAUGUGGGGUAUUGAGGAGCAUUUUUUUGUAUGGAGUUCAGCACCACACUGACUCAGAAUUGAAAAGAUUAAAUACUAUUUGUCAUGAAGUGGUCCACAAGCAUCGGUUGGAGGGCAUUUUAGGUAUGCAGAAAGCAUUUCAUUCCAAUUUCAUCACCAGAUUGAGGAUGGGCCUGAGUACUGGGUGGGGUCUUUACUCUGAGAAAUAAAAAAAACUUAGGCACAGCAGCCUUCUGAGUGUUUUUAUUAUAUUAGAAUUUGCCACUGAAUAUGGUUGUUUUAUUUUACUGAAGGGACUUGUUGGAUGACUGGGAAAUAAUUGGAAGGUUUCCAGUGUAAAUGGCAGUUAAGAAACCAAAGGGUCUCAAUUCUAGGACAUUGUUCAUCUUGCACCAGUUCUUAAAGUGUCCUAUUUCUAUUGCCAUUUCAACUACCUGUAUAUUGCUUCACAAAAUUUGAAGCUGUACCACAUUGUCUCUGGUUUAAAAAUAAAUCUUUAUUUCCUAAAUGC
Molecule: messenger RNA, 17085 nt
Organism: Hypanus sabinus (Atlantic stingray)
Lineage: Eukaryota; Metazoa; Chordata; Chondrichthyes; Myliobatiformes; Dasyatidae
Product: zinc finger and BTB domain-containing protein 39-like
Exons: 2
Coding region: 6061-8196 (711 amino acids)
Biological process (GO): negative regulation of transcription by RNA polymerase II; regulation of immune system process; regulation of cytokine production
Molecular function (GO): protein binding
Source: RefSeq, a predicted model, not a curated record